AUGAUAAAAAAUAGUUAACAUCAAAUAAAUUACUUUUGCCAUUUUCAUAGUCAAAUAAAACUACCUGUAACAGAAAAUAUAAAUAUUAAAAUGCUGGGAUUUAAUAUAAAAUCAUCUAUCUUAGUUAUAGGGAAAACAGAUGGGAAUAUUUAAAUAUUUUAAUUUAAAUUUGGGGCUUUAAAACUUAUUAAAGAAUUAUAUGGUCAGAAUUCGAUAGCUUCUAGUUUAUUGUUUACAAAGAAAUCAAAUCAAAUUAUACUUGUGAAUAAUAAGAUGUAAAUAUUUUCUGAGGUUGGUAUUGUUCGAGGAUGCCAUAUAUUUCAAAGUGAUUUGCAUAAACCAAAUUGUUUAAUACUUAAUAAAGAUGAGAAUUUAUUAAUUUAUUCUAGCAAUGAUAGAGCGAUUAGAAUGUUGAGGAAACAUAAUAAUUAAUGGAGCUUUCAUUAAAAAUUUGAAGUUUCUUACUAUGGCUAUAUCAUUAGUUUAAGUCUUAAUGAGUCUGAAAAUUUUUUAGUAUGCUUAUCGGAAUUUGAAAAUAAAAUUUUUAUUUGUCGAAGGAAUCAGGUGACAAAUAUGUGGUCGAUCUUUUAAACAAUUAAUUAUAGGGAGAGUCAAGCAUUGUAAGCUUGUUUCAUUAACGAUUCUAUCUUCAUUUUACAAUUAUACAAGGAAGAAAAUUUUCAAUUUUAUCAUCAGAAUUAAGGGAAUUAACACUUUGAACUAUUUAAACCAAUAAUUGAAGGUAAAUUAAAUAACUCACUUAAAAUUCCUUAACGAUUUCAGUUGUAAAUGAUAUAAUAGAAAUAAUGUUUAAUGUAUAGAAAAGAUAAUUGUAUCAACCUAUUAUUGAUUAAGAGCUAAGAUAGUUUUGAAUUACAAAAACUGAUUUCUCUAGUAGAUUCAAAUUUCAUCUUUCGAGCAACAAAUGAUGGUUAGUAUAUAUUAAUUUGGUAAAAAAAUUAUAAUAUACUACUCGUAUUACUUUUGAAGGAAAGUUGA
Molecule: messenger RNA, 999 nt
Organism: Paramecium octaurelia
Lineage: Eukaryota; Ciliophora; Oligohymenophorea; Peniculida; Parameciidae
Source: the annotation of a GenBank genome assembly